This is a messenger RNA of Rhea pennata, 3484 nucleotides long. It is a transcript of the gene LEPR, whose product is annotated as leptin receptor. Gene Ontology annotation, biological process: cytokine-mediated signaling pathway. Lineage: Eukaryota; Metazoa; Chordata; Aves; Rheiformes; Rheidae. The transcript has 18 exons. Gene Ontology annotation, cellular component: external side of plasma membrane; membrane. Gene Ontology annotation, molecular function: cytokine receptor activity; protein binding. The coding region runs from base 14 to 3469 and encodes 1151 amino acids. The record is from RefSeq and is a predicted model, not a curated record.
UGUUCAAAACAAGAUGUAUUGGCAAAUCAUUCUGACCAUGUUUGUGCAAUUGGACUUUCUUCAGAUGGCAAUUGCCAAUUGCAUGGUCUAUCAGAUUCCUCCCAGGAACUUCUCAUUACCUUGUGUGCUGCUGAAUGAGACACUUUUGAGUCCUUUCUCUGCUAGAGCUGUAGAGGGCUGGUCUGAUUUGAAUAGAGAGCAUGGAGCUGCUGAAGCCAACUCUCCUGUGAUAAUGACUGAAGAAAGCUUUCUCUGUUGCCUUUUGAGUGAUAACAACAUUGAUUGCUCAUUGUACAGAGCAAGCAUGCAAGCAAGGAUGCUUAUUCCUUCAGAAAUAAGCAUCUCAGCUUCUCAGGAAACAGAUUCAAAUUGGAACAUUGAAUGCUGGAUUAAAGGAGAGCUGGACCUGUUAGUUUGUAGCCUACGGUUUUUGAAGUUGUACUUGAGAGCUGAUUUGAAGGUUAAUCUUUUAUAUGCUGUAUCAGAGAUGCCGCUGGGAGAAAUAUCUACGAGCUCCCUAAAGGGGACUGUAAUGGUUGCUCCUUGUGACUGCAGUGAGUAUAACAAGUGUGAGUGCUGUGUGCCUUCUCUGAGACUUAACUACACCUACAUCAUGUGGCUGCAGAUCAUGAUUGGUGCAACGCCUCUUUGGUCACCUUUAAUGUUUGUCAAGCCCAUAAACAUAGUAAAGCCUGAACCUCCUUUGAACCUGCAUCUAGAAAUGACAGAGAAAGGUCAAGUGAAGAUCUGCUGGUCUGACCCAAUGCUGAUGCCAUAUCCACUUAAGUAUGAAGUAAAGUUCUCUGCAAAUUCAAGUCAAAAUGGCUGGCAGGUGGUUCAGGUUGUCCUGGAAACCUCUUUGGCCAUAGACAAUGCACUACUUGAUUCUUCGUAUUUAGUUCAAGUGCGGUGCAAGAAUCUGUAUGGUCCAGGGUUCUGGAGUGACUGGAGCACACCAUAUAAUCUGCACUCGGGAGAAGUCUUGUACUUCCCUCCUAAGAUACUGACCAAUGUUGGUUCUAAUGUUUCAUUUCAUUGCAUCUAUAAUAACAAAAACAAGAGGGUAGUGUCCAAGAAGAUUGUUUGGUGGCUGAAUUUAGCAGAAGAAAUCCCAGAAAGUCAGUACACGCUUGUGAAUGAUCGUGUAAGCAAAGUUACUCUUUUCAACUUGAAAGCAACAAAACCUAGAGGAAAUUUCUUCUAUAACGCAGUGUACUGUUGUCAUCAAAACAGGGAAUGUCAUCACAGAUAUGCUGAAUUAUAUGUAGUAGAUGUGAAUAUGAAUAUCACAUGUGAAACUGAUGGGUACUUAACUAAAAUGACUUGCAGAUGGUCUGCAAACGCAAACACAUUGCUCCUGGGGAGUUCUUUGCAGUUAAGAUACUACAGGAGCAAAAUUUACUGUUCUGACUUCCCAAGUACUUCUCCAAAAUCAGAGGUGAAAGAAUGCCAUUUGCAGAGGAAUCUUUCUUAUGAGUGCACGUUUCAGCCUAUUUUUCUUUUAUCUGGAUAUACUAUGUGGAUAGAAUUUAAGCACUUACUGGGAACUCUUGAAUCUUCACCAACUUGUGUCAUCCCAGCAGAUGUAGUGAAGCCGCUCCCUCCAGCCAGUGUUAAUGCAGAAAUCACCAGGAAUGUUGGGCUGCUGAAUGUGAGCUGGACGAACCCUGCAUUUACAAACAAUGAUCUUAAAUUUCAGAUUCGAUAUGCUGUGAAUAGAGAAGAAAUUACAUGGGAGUUGUAUGAAAUUUCAGAUGCACCAACAAGGUCAGUUGUGAUAAAAGUACAGACACUUUGUGUUGAGUAUGUUGUUCAGGUCCGCUGCAGAGGACUGGAUGGAUUAGGUUACUGGAGCAAUUGGAGCAGAUCAGCCUAUACAGUUGUAAAAGAUAUCAAAGCUCCCCUACAAGGCCCUGAAUUUUGGAGAGUUGUUACUGAAGAUCCUGCAAGGAGGCAGAAGAAUGUUACGCUUCUGUGGAAGCCACUGAUGAAGAAUCACUCAUUGUGCAGUGUGAGCCGAUAUGUUAUAAAGCACCAGACAUCAGAAAACACGACGUGGUCAGAAUAUGUUGAUAAUGGCACUACCUGUUCAUUUCCAUGGACUGAACACACACAUACUAUUACAGUUUUAGCCAUGAAUUCAAUUGGAGUUUCUUCAAUUAAUUUUAAUUUAACUCUAUCACAGCAAAUGAGCACAGUGGACGCCGUGCAGUCCCUCAGUGCCUACCCUGUGAACAGCACUUGUGUGAUUUUGACUUGGACACUUUCACCUCAAGCAUAUGUGAUAACAUCUUUUGUUAUCGAAUGGAAAAACCUUAACAAAGAAGAGAUGAAAUGGGUGCGAGUUCCUCCAAAUAUUAGCAAGUAUUAUAUUUAUGAUCACUUUAUUCUGAUUGAGAAGUACCAGUUCAGCCUGUAUCCUGUAUUUGUUGGAGGAGUUGGCAAAUCCAGAGCUACGGAUCAGUUUAUCAAAGAUGGGUCCGAAAAUCAGAAUAAUGCCAGUCUCUAUGUGGUUCUGCCAAUAGUUAUUUCAACCUCAGUUUUGUUGCUUGGAGUAUUGAUGAUUUCUCACCAAAGAAUGAAGAAACUGUUUUGGGAAGAAGUUCCAAACCCUAAGAAUUGCUCCUGGGCACAAGGAGUUAAUUUUCAAAAGCCUGAAACUUUUGAGCAUCUUUUUGUCAAGCACCCUGAAGCAAUGUCGUUUGAGCCUCUUCUUCUGGAACCAGAAAUAGUCCUGGAAGACAUCAGUGUUACUAAAGCAUUGAAAAAAGAAGACGCACAAGAUUUUUUAGUAAUUGAUUCAAUGUUUACAAAGAUUCAAGACUCUGAACGUGACUCUGCUUGUUCUAGCAGCCAUUUCAAUAGCAACAGCCUCUCUGAGAGCUCCCAUGAUGACAAAGUCAGUGGAGAAAUUACCCGGCAGUCCGAUAUCAAAUAUGCUACUAUUAUCAGUAACUCCAAAUCAAGUGGGCUUUACGAACAGAAAAAGAAUCUCAGCAGUGCCUUUGAUAGAUGCUUCCUGGCUGAAGAUUCCUUAGUUACAGGUGCUUUCUCAAGUAGUUCUUGGGAGAUGGGAAAUCAGGCGUUUCUGAUACUACCUGAUCAACAUGGCAGUCAGCCCAGCAAGACUCUCUCUCUUUCCCUUAUUUCUUCAGAGGGAUUUUCAGAACCUUCAGACCAGGAUGAUGCUUUUGCAGAUGGUGACAGUCCUGAGCGGAGCCUAUAUUACCUAGGGAUAACAUCAUUUGAAAAAAGAGAAAAUGACAUUUUUUUAACAGAAAGUUCAGGAGUCAUGUGUCAGUUUCAUACAACUGAUCUGCUCAAAGAUAUGGGUUUUCUUCAGAAUACAUCCCCUAAUUUAAAUGCUUUUAUCGAAAGUAGCCUUAAGUACAAAGCCAUUGUGCCAUAUGUGCCACAGUUUCAGAUGACUGCUGCCAAAGUACAAGAGACCGCAGAGAACAAAUGUUAAGUCAUCACACCAAUU